This is a messenger RNA of Argiope bruennichi, 1377 nucleotides long. RefSeq names its product gastrula zinc finger protein XlCGF49.1-like. The coding region runs from base 283 to 1014 and encodes 243 amino acids. The transcript is spliced from 3 exons. Lineage: Eukaryota; Metazoa; Arthropoda; Arachnida; Araneae; Araneidae. The record is from RefSeq and is a predicted model, not a curated record. Gene Ontology annotation, cellular component: nucleus. Gene Ontology annotation, biological process: regulation of transcription by RNA polymerase II. Gene Ontology annotation, molecular function: DNA-binding transcription factor activity, RNA polymerase II-specific; RNA polymerase II transcription regulatory region sequence-specific DNA binding.
UUGGCAUUGUUUUCGCGACUCAUUUUAUUUACGAUAUUAAUAGAAUUUAAUUAACAUAUUUUUUUUUCAAUUUGUAAUUACUUUGCUCUCUUUGCAUCCGUGAACAAAUAUGCAUAUAUUAACUGGUAAAAGCAAGCUUACUUCCUUAGUCAAAACCGAAACCAUAGCAAUCAACUUGUUUAUUUGUUGUGUGUUGUGAUAAAAUGUGAUAUCUUUUUCCAGUAAUUGCUAUCGUCGUGAACAAACACUUUUUGUAUUGAAAAGAAAGCUAUUAUUUUUGAGAUGAAUUGCAAUGAAAUCCCCCCGCCUUCAUCUUUCGCUUACCGUUGUGAUAUAUGUCAGGAAAAAUCAAUUUCUAGAGGAAAACGUAACAUUCAUUCUCGAAUUUCGUCAUUAGAAAAUUGUUUUGUUUGCAAGGAUUGCAAUAAACCAUUUGGUAUAGGUUAUGAAUUAGCUCUCGUUGAUGAAGAAUCUCAUCUCUGUCUCCAAUGUGGGGCAGUUUUCAGUAAUAGCGAAUUGCUAGAAGUUCAUUCUUAUCACCACAAUAAAGAAUACCCUUGCCGUUGUGAUAUAUGUAGUCGAGCAUCCACAAGCAAAACGAAACUCCCGAUGGAAAUUGUUGAUACCGAAUAUGACAAACCGUUCAAAUGCGAUAUAUGUGGUAAGGUUUUCUCAAUGAAGUACAGAUUAAAAAGGCAUAUGUUUGUGCAUAAUGGAGAGUGGCCAUAUAAAUGCGAUAUUUGUGGUAAAGGUUGGCCUGAUAAACGAAGUCUCCGAAUUCAUACUCGACGUCAUACAAAAGAGCAACCAUAUGAGUGCAUAGAUUGUGGAACAAAAUUCACAACUAAAGGUCACUUAAUGAAGCAUUUUUCAAGAACACACGGAGGAGGCUCUUAUAUAUUGGAAAUAAGUGAUUCUAAACAAAUGAGUGCCAUAAUUGUUGAUUCAGAUGAAGACCCUCUAGAACCUUAUGUGAAAGUGGUUGAAAAAAUUGAAAACUCUUAUCUCGUAUGAUUUAUGGAGAAUUGCACUUGACUACACCUAAAGUACAAGAAAUUAUGGCUGUGAUUCUGAAUAUGAUGCUAUUUGAUAUUCUUGAAGAAAAGUAGCAGUGUGAUUCUAGUAUGGAUGAAACUGGUAAUUGCUUAAAAAUUUUGAUUUUGUAAAUCUAUUUUUCUAUGUAAAAAAAUUCUUGUUAUAAUACUAUUUAUGCAAACAAAAUAUUUUAUGAAUGUUUAAAUGUGUUUUCAUAGAUUUAAUAAGUCACCAUACAAAAUCAAUUUUCAUAAUUUAAAUUGCCUACUGUGAAGAUCUGUAUAUUGUAUGGUUUUUUUCUUCAAUUGAAUUUAAAAUAAUGCUAUGUGGCAAAUCUGCUUA